Molecule: messenger RNA, 779 nt
Organism: Apis laboriosa (Himalayan honeybee)
Lineage: Eukaryota; Metazoa; Arthropoda; Insecta; Hymenoptera; Apidae
Product: MKI67 FHA domain-interacting nucleolar phosphoprotein-like
Exons: 4
Coding region: 47-757 (236 amino acids)
Biological process (GO): maturation of LSU-rRNA from tricistronic rRNA transcript (SSU-rRNA, 5.8S rRNA, LSU-rRNA)
Cellular component (GO): nucleolus
Molecular function (GO): RNA binding
Source: RefSeq, a predicted model, not a curated record
AUAACAUUAUAUUUCUGUACAUAGGUUGUAUUAUUGAAAAUUUAAAAUGAAAAUUAAAAAAAGAUCUAAUGCAAUAAGAGUGCCACCACUUAAAAAAGCAAUAAAAAUUAAACGAAAAUCAUCAGAAUUAGAAGAGGAAUCAACUGUAUCCAAAGCAAUUGAAAAUGUUAAAAAAGUACUUAAGAAAAAAAAUGUUGAAAUAAUAAACACAGCUUCAACUCCGAAAGUAGAAAAAUCAUAUAAAAUUAAUAAAACCAAAAUUAGACAAACAAAAUUUCAAAAAAAACAUUCAAGAGGUAUAAUAUAUUUAGGACAUAUACCUCAUGGCUUUUAUGAAGAACAAAUGACAGAUUAUUUUAAACAAUUUGGAAAUGUAACUAGAGUACGUGUUGUUCGAUCAAAAAAUACUGGUAGAAGUCGUGGUUAUGGAUAUGUGGAAUUUAUGUAUCCUGAAGUUGCUAAAAUAGCUGCAGAAACAAUGAAUAAUUAUCUUAUGUGUGGAAGAUUAUUAAAAGCUACAUAUAUUCCACCUGAAAAACAACAUAGUGGUUUUUUUGUUGGUAGAUCAUGGACAAAAGAAAUUUAUCCUAAAAUAAUAAAUAGAAAUAAAAUUACUAAGAUAAGAAAUGGAAAUAUUGACAAAAAAAAGCAUAUAAGAUUCGUACAAAGUACAAAAGAUAAAUUAUUUACUUUAGAAAAAAAAUUAAAAGAAAAAGGUUUUGAUAUGAAAUUUAUACCAAUUGAUGAUUCUAAAUAAUAUUAAGGAAUAUUUUUGUUAA